Molecule: messenger RNA, 7602 nt
Organism: Candoia aspera
Lineage: Eukaryota; Metazoa; Chordata; Lepidosauria; Squamata; Candoiidae
Gene: RERE
Product: arginine-glutamic acid dipeptide repeats
Exons: 22
Coding region: 163-4587 (1474 amino acids)
Biological process (GO): regulation of DNA-templated transcription
Cellular component (GO): nucleus
Molecular function (GO): transcription corepressor activity; sequence-specific DNA binding; chromatin binding
Source: RefSeq, a predicted model, not a curated record
GAAUCGAGAGGAGAAGGACCUUUCUAAAACGCUGGGGUUGCUGGAGUGGUCCAAUUUUUCCUGGAGUGGAGUGGGAAAUUCAGAAGACUGAAGCCCAGGCUGACUGUCUACCUUUCACGGAGGCCGAGCCGUGAGAGGACGGAAGAAGGCACCUGGCGCAUCAUGACAGCGGACAAGGAGAGGGAGAAGGAGAAGGAGAAGGACCGGGACCGGGACAAACGGGACAAGGCGAGGGAGGGCGAGAACGCACGGCCACGCCGGAGCUGCACCCUGGAAGGCGGGGCCAAGAACUACGCCGAGAGCGACCACAGCGAGGACGAGGACAAUGACAACCACAGCGCCACCACGGAGGAGUCCACGAAGAAGAACAAAAAAAAGCCUCCCAAGAAGAAAUCUCGCUACGAGAGGACGGACAACGGGGAGAUCACCUCGUUCAUCACGGAAGACGACGUCGUCUACCGGCCUGGAGAUUGCGUAUAUAUCGAGAGCCGUCGGCCAAACACUCCCUAUUUCAUCUGUAGCAUUCAAGACUUCAAAUUGAGCAAGCGGGACCACCUCCUCAUGAACGUCAAGUGGUAUUACCGCCAGUCAGAAGUCCCAGACUCUGUGUACCAGCACUUAGUCCAGGACCGACACAAUGAAAACGAUUCUGGGCGUGAGCUGGUUAUUACGGACCCAGUGAUCAAGAAUCGAGAGCUUUUCAUUUCGGACUAUGUUGAUACUUACCACGCUGCGGCCCUCAGGGGAAAAUGUAACAUCUCCCAUUUCUCCGACAUCUUUGCUGCUAGGGAGUUCAAAGCCCGAAUGGACUCUUUUUUCUAUAUACUGGGCUAUAAUCCAGAGACAAGGAGGCUGAACAGCACCCAAGGAGAAAUCCGGGUUGGGCCCAGCCAUCAGGCCAAGCUCCCUGAGCUGCAGCCCUUCCCUUCAGGAGAUGGGGACGCUGUGACGCGUCACGAGGAGCUGGUCUGGAUGCCUGGGGUGAACGAUUGUGACCUGCUCAUGUACCUGAGGGCGGCAAGGAGCAUGGCGGCUUUUGCAGGGAUGUGCGACGGCGGCUCGACGGAGGAUGGGUGCGUUGCGGCUUCCCGUGAUGACACCACUCUCAACGCACUCAACACGCUCCACGAAAGCAACUACGAUGCCGGGAAGGCCCUCCAGCGCCUGGUGAGGAAGCCCGUCCCCAAACUCAUCGAGAAGUGCUGGACGGAAGACGAAGUGAAGCGGUUCAUUAAAGGACUCCGACAGUACGGCAAGAACUUCUUCAGGAUCCGAAAAGAGUUGCUCCCCAAUAAGGAGACCGGAGAGCUGAUCACCUUCUACUACUACUGGAAGAAAACCCCUGAAGCUGCGAGUUCCCGGGCUCACCGCAGGCAUCGGCGACAGGCUGUGUUUCGGAGAAUUAAAACCCGAACAGCAUCCACGCCGGUUAACACUCCCUCCAGGCCCCCUUCAAGCGAAUUCUUGGAUUUGAGCUCGGCCAGCGAAGAUGACUUUGACAGCGAGGACAGCGAGCAGGAGCUGAAGGGCUAUGCCUGUCGCCACUGCUUCACCACCACCUCCAAGGACUGGCACCACGGGGGACGGGAGAACAUCUUGCUCUGCACGGACUGCCGCAUUCACUUCAAGAAGUACGGAGAGCUCCCUCCCAUCGAGAAGCCGGUGGACCCACCCCCCUUUAUGUUCAAGCCGGUCAAAGAGGAGGAUGACGGCCUCAGCGGGAAGCACAGCAUGAGGACGCGGAGGAGUCGUGGCUCGAUGUCUACGCUUCGCAGUGGUCGCAAGAAGCAGCCCGUCAGCCCAGAUGGCAGGGCCUCGCCCAUCAACGAGGACAUCCGAUCCAGCGGCCGUAACUCGCCCAGUGCAGCCAGCACGUCCAGCAACGACAGCAAGGCGGAUUCGGUCAAGAAGUCCACCAAGAAGAUCAAAGAAGAGGCUUCUUCCCCUCUCAAGAGCUCCAAGAGGCAGCGCGAAAAGGCAGCCUCCGACGGUGAGGAGCCCGACCGCAUCAAUGCCAAAAAGACAAAAACCCAGGAGAUCAGCCGGCCCAACUCCCCCUCGGAGGGCGAAGGGGAGAGCUCCGACAGCCGCAGCGUGAACGACGAGGGCAGCAGCGACCCAAAGGACAUCGAUCAGGACAACCGGAGCACCUCGCCCAGCAUCUCCAGCCCGCAGGACAACGAGAGCGACUCGGACUCCUCCGCCCAGCAGCAGUCCCUGCAGGCCCCCAAUGGCCCGGCCCAGCCCGCGGGCCCCCUCCCCGCACAGCUGCCCCCGCUGCCAGCCGGCUCCGGCGCCCCCUCCUCCGCAGCCCCCCACGGGCCCCCCUCGGGCGCACAGCCCCCAGCCCCAGGCCUCCCGCACUCGCACAUCCAGCAGGCCCCCUCUCUGCACCCGCCGAGGCUCCCUUCCCCUCACCCACCCCUGCAGCCGCUCACCGGCCCCCCCAGCCAGCCCCAGGGCCCGGCCCUCCCCCAGCCGCACCCCCAGCCGCCCCUCCACGGGCAGAUGCAGGCCCUGCCGCACGGCCUCCAGGCGCAGCCGCUCCCACCUCACCCGUCCCCCGCACAGCCCUUCCCGCUCCCCCCCCAGGCCUCACCCGCCCCCCCCUCGGCCUCAGGGCCCCCUGCCGCCUCCUUGCAGGUGCCCGCCUCGUCCCCCAUGUCCUCCCAGUGCCCCCGGGAGCAGCCCCUGCCCCCCGCCCCCCUGGCCAUGCCCCACAUCAAGCCCCCGCCCACCACUCCCAUACCCCCCCUCCCCACGCCCCCGUCCCACAAGCACCUCUCGGGCCCCUCGCCCUUCUCCAUGAACUCCAACCUGCCCCCGCCCCCCGCACUGAAGCCGCUGAGCUCCCUCUCGACCCACCACCCGCCCUCGGCGCACCCCCCUCCCCUGCAGCUGAUGCCCCAGAGCCAGCCCCUGCAGCCGUCCCCAGCCCAGCCACCGGUCCUCACCCAGAGCCACCCAACCCCACCCCAGCCCCCUUUCGCCCAGCACCCGUUUGUUCCCGGGGGGCCACCCCCUGUCACGCCCCCCUCCUGCCCAUCGACUUCCACGCCACCGUCUGUGCCGAGCGCCCCGACCCAGGGGGCCAUGUCCGCCUCGGCCUGUGGCGGAAACGUCCCCGUGGUGACUGCCUGCGCGAUCCCCUCGAUCCAGAUCAAGGAGGAGGUACCCGACGAGGCCGAGGAGCCCGAGAGCCCUCCUCCCCCUGCCAGGAGCCCCUCGCCAGAACCCACAGUGGUGGAUACCCCGAGCCACGCCAGCCAGUCAGCUAGGUUUUACAAGCACCUGGACCGCGGCUACAACUCUUGUGCAAGGACGGAUCUGUACUUCAUGCCCCUGGCAGGCUCCAAGCUGGCGAAGAAGCGGGAAGAGGCGAUUGAGAAGGCGAAGCGCGAAGCUGAGCAGAAAGCCAGAGAAGAGAGGGAACGGGAAAAAGAGAAGGAAAAGGAGAGGGAACGAGAACGGGAGCGGGAGAGAGAGGCCGAAAGGGCGGCGCAGAAAGCGUCCAGUUCCUCCCACGAUGGGCGUCUCGGGGAAUCUCAGCUGAGUGGGCCGGCACACAUGAGGCCGUCCUUCGAGCCGCCCCCCACCACCAUCGCGGCCGUCCCCCCAUACAUCGGGCCGGACACCCCAGCCCUACGGACGCUCAGCGAGUACGCGCGUCCUCACGUCAUGUCCCCCACCAACCGGAACCACCCCUUCUUCGUCCCCCUCAAUCCCACCGACCCGCUCUUGGCCUACCACAUGCCGGGUCUCUACAACGUGGACCCCACCAUCCGGGAGCGGGAGCUGCGGGAGCGGGAGCUGCGGGAGCGGGAGAUCCGGGAGCGGGAACUGCGGGAGAGGAUGAAGCCGGGUUUCGAGGUGAAGCCUCCCGAACUCGACGCCCUUCACCCGGCCACCAACCCCAUGGAGCACUUUGCCCGUCACGGCGCCCUCACCAUUCCCCCGACAGCCGGCCCGCACCCCUUUGCUUCCUUCCACCCUGGGCUUAACCCCCUGGAGAGGGAGAGACUCGCUUUGGCGGGCCCUCAGUUACGGCCCGAAAUGAGCUACCCGGACAGACUGGCAGCCGAGAGGAUACAUGCCGAGCGCAUGGCGUCCCUCACCAACGACCCCUUGGCCAGGCUCCAGAUGUUCAACGUGACACCCCAUCACCACCAACAUUCCCACAUACACUCGCAUCUGCACCUUCACCAGCAGGACCCGCUACAUCAAGGCUCAGCAGGACCCGUUCACCCCCUCGUGGAUCCCCUGGCCGCUGGACCGCACCUGGCACGUUUCCCCUACCCUCCCGGCACCAUCCCGAACCCGUUGCUAGGACAGCCCUCCCACGAGCACGAAAUGCUGCGGCAUCCGGUGUUCGGUGCCCCCUACCCGCGGGACCUCCCUGGCGCCAUUCCUCCUCCCAUGUCAGCGGCCCACCAGUUGCAGGCCAUGCACGCCCAGUCGGCAGAGCUUCAGCGCCUCGCGAUGGAGCAGCAGUGGCUUCACGGGCACCCCCACAUCCACGGGGGGCACCUUCCCAGCCAAGAAGACUACUACAGCCGCCUGAAGAAAGAGGGCGACAAGCAGUUGUAACACCUUAUUUAUUUGUAACGCUGACUACUCAAGAUCCCAGUCCUCGGGGAGGAACGGAACGUGCUGAUCUCGAGAACUGCCAAAAAGCAAAAGGAUUCUCUGCUGCGGAGAACGUUCUCUAGGCCACACGGAAAGCACCCACCCACCGCCCACCCGCCCACCCGCCAGAAAGCCCGGCAUCUUGAGACGUUCAUCGGUGCAUAUGUUAUAUAGCCUUCAUUUGUAGAAAAGAUUUCUCAAGACCAGUUCAGGAGUCUCCUUUGCAUGACUAAACCUGUUAAAAAGCCUUUUUUUUUUUUUUUUGGAGGGGGGGAGAGGAAAAACGAAACGAAAACAAAACCACCAGAGGAAUUAUUCAAACAGUUUCCUCGCGCAAUCUUGGGACAAUGGUUUGGUAUGUUUUGGGGCGUUGGUUUUAUUUUUUCAUUUUGAGUAGGUGCUAGUUUCAGGUUCCAACCUCUAAUACAAGCCACUGUGCAUAAAAAGUAUAUUCAGUUUAUAUAUAUACUUUAAAAAAAAACAAGAAUUGCAAGUAGGUGGCUUAACAACCUCUGAAAAUCCAAGUGCUAUAAUAAGAAUUUUAAAAGAAAAUCUACUUUUAUUUUAAUACACGGUAGGCAAACUUCAUAAUUUUAAAGAGAGCUUUGCAGCAUGGCUUUUUAAGUCUGUAAAUAACUUUUUGGGGCUAGGGGUUAAAAAGAUGAUUAUAAUUUCCAUGAAUUCCUGAUUAUUAUUAUUAUUUUUUGCCUCUUCCCCACCCCCUGCUCCUCAUCAGUAACUUCGUAAAAUCAUUACUUCUUAACCUGGUGUUCACAAGAAUAUAGACUUGAUUUUUUAAUAUAAGAGGAAUAUAUAUAUAAGCAGCCCUUUGAUUAAAGAGCAGGGGGCUGGUGAUUUCAGAAUGGCUGGUAGAAGCCUGAGCAUUAAAGGGAGUUGCAGGGAUAAUGUUUAAAAAAAAAAAACACAGUUGUUUUUUGCACACACGUUACGUGUGCAAGUUUUUAUUUAAUUAUUUUUGUUCCACAAACAUCCUACUCGUUCUCCAUCCAGUGGCUGGUUGUGUUACAAAGCAGGUACAUAUUCAACAGUAUAGAUUUGCUGUGUUCCUGCUUGAGUAGAUCACAUAAAUCACAGGGGCGUGCACCCCUACACACUCUUUUCUUGGGGGGGGAAAAAGGGAGGGGGGAGAUCACAAUCUAGGAAUAUUUAAGUUGUUUUUGACCAUAAGCCCCACUCGCUCAGUGCCGGGGCGAGUGGGUUUGGGCUCACGACGGGUGGGGGCGAGUGGGGGAUAACCUGAGCCGGUGCAUAAAUUAGGUCUCAGUAUUUUGAGAAAAGCUAAAGGGUUGCAGAGCGGCAGGUUUUCGAACCGGUUGUGAUAAAAAACACGGCCCUCUCCUUCGGUGGCUUGGCUUUAAUAAGCCAGGUAUUGGCAGAUCCUUCUGCGCUGGCUGUAAAUAUGAUUUUAAGCAGUCCGUGGUCUUCCCUCAAGGGCACAGUUGUGCGGGAAGACCCCCCCUCUCUGCCCCCCUCCAGCCCCAGUCCACCCUGGGGCUUCUCUUGGGAAGAGGAACAAAACCAGGAUCGAUGGGAUGUGUAACUCCCACCCCCCCACCCCCCGUGGCAACACUCAGGAACUGCCCUGCUUGGCCAGAACAGCUGCCUUUCCACAAGGACGUAACGCCAGCACCCAAACCAGGCUGCCUGGCCACUGGUGGGACCGCACUGUGAGCCCUGACCCUUCCCACGGUUACGUUAGGCAAGCUUUUAAAUGGGGUGGGGGGAACGCAAAGUAGACUGGAGCGUGUGCAAUGUUGCCGGACACAUUUCCUUUUAGUUGCAUCUAUCAGAAGCCUUUGCUGUCCUGUGUCUGCCCCCGCCCCCUUCUUAUUUUGGGGGGAAAGCCAAGGUUUCUGAUGUAAAAAAAAAAAUAAAAACCACCGUCUUGUACUUCUUUCUCAGGACCCUCCCUAUCAUUCAGAAUCCCCUUCCGGGCAAUUUCUCAUUUGUAGCCCAACGCUGACCUGCAUCUCAGUUUCACAGGACGGAUUUGGCUCGGCCCUUUUUGAUUUGCCCGUGUAGUCGGCUUUUCGCUGCAAUUACAGAAACCUCGAGGGGCGAUCUCGCCCAGCCUGGAAUUAAGCCUCGACAGCCAGUUGGAUCAGCGCUGGGUCUGCCUUGAAACCAGCCUUGGGGGGAAAGAGUUGGAUUGAGGAGCGUGGAAAACAUUUUUGCAAGUCAGGUGCAAAAAGAAAAUAAAGGUUUCCCCACCGCCACCAACUAGGAAGAUAAGGCUAAAAAGAAGUGGAAUCUUGAAAGGUUCAGCCAGUAUUUCUGGAGUGUAAAACACUAAAAAGCAGAGUAGCCUCCCAUUGUGAUCACCUUUCUUCCAUCUCCUGUUCAUUUGCACAAGAGGAGGAAAAUGUCUAAUUUCAGCAGGUUUCACCUCUCUCAAAGGAAGGUGGGGGACUUCAGUCUUCAGGGAUCUGCCCAAGCCAAGGCCCCCUUUUGGGAAGCGCAGACAGCAGAAAUGCCUUCUUGAGUCAAAGGUACCCACCUGUUUAACCCCCACCCUCCAUUUAUUUGCAGUUUUCCGGUUAAUAUUCUGAGUCAUUCCAGGUGGGGGAAUAACCUUUAACUACAGUGUUACUUCUUCUAUCACCUUCCUCGGUUGGGAUCGCCCAAUUUUUUUGCGGUUAUCUUUUUACAGAACAUUUUUUUAAAACACUUCUUCUUCUUUCUCACUCUGAUCCCACCCACCCCUUUUUGGUGGAUUUUUUGUUUUCACUGACCUGUCUCUUGUUCAGUGUUGUCAUGGUUCGAGCUCUACCUUCCGACAGCUACGUUUAUAUAUAUCUUGAGGGUUAGUGUAUAUAUGAGUAGUUGGCCAUGGGAAAACACAGUGUAAAGCAGACUAGAAAACCCAGAAGUUGUGAAUUCUGUGUUCUCUCCAUUUGAGUAUUUUGUAAUUUUUUUGAAAUAUUUGUGGACAUAAAUAAAAACCAAGCUACACUA